AUGUCAGGUCUCUCCGAGACAACAUACAACAACAACAGCUAUGGAGGCCGAAUCACCGAAAUCGACUGCGUCUAUCCCAUCUCUGGCACCUACGGUCUCCUCCCUCGCCUCCUCUACUAUGUAACCUUGGUUUUCGCCAUUUUCGGGCGCAGGACCGAAUGGCUCAUCGUCGGCGCCCUCGUCAGCGCGCUCACAUAUGCGGGCACCUCGGCGGUCCAUCUCAUGACCCUCGUGACGAGUAAAACCGGAGUGUACGACUUGGACAUCAUGGCCGCGUGGGCGGUUUUAUCCACAGGAGCCCUCGCCUAUAUUGGAAUAAUCCACUGGAGUUCGUCGCUGAGAGCGACACGCGCACGCAUCGUCAUGAUCUGCUGGGGUUGUUUGGUCGGCGUCAGUCUGAUCUUUGGGAGAGCGGAACUCUUUGACACGCCGAUCAGUCCGCCCGAGCCGGCCUGUUACACUCCACAGGGGAUGCUAUUGGAGUACCCCAUACAAAAGGCGAUGAGUCCGGCGUUUGGAAACUGCACCUAUAAAUGCUUCAACGUCACGAAGCCCAUGAGACAGACAUCUGAGAUCAUGGCCAUCCCCCAUGGGGUUCUGGAUAAUUCGCAGUACAGGACACUCACAUAUGUGUUGGUCGGACCGAUCCAGUUUGCAGCCUACGCGGCGCUCAGUAUGGACGUGGUGGAACAUACCCCAUCGAUGAUGUGCACGAAAUUGGUCAUGAGCUAUCUUAUUCAACCCGGCCAGCGAGAGCAGUUUAGCAAAUCGGUGUACAAGGCGAGCAUGGAGAAGUGGUAUGGUGGCUACUUCGCACUGUUCGGCUACAUGCGUCGGUCACGGUGGUCCUGGAGGAAGCUUGGCUUGUCGUCAUUCGUUUUUCCGUGGUUGAUGUUGGGGUUGGCCAUCGAUAUCUUGUGUUUGCCGCUCAUGGUGUGUAACAUUGUGUUCAAUGAAAUCACCUUGUUGCGUGGAGGACUGCCGGCGAAUGAGGCGAACAUGGCGAUAGGGCAGUGGGGGGCCAUUGUGAAUUCGGUGCUCGUGUUGAUAGCGGCCUGUAUCAACAAGGGACUGGAGAUAUGGGAGAGAAGGAAAAAGACGAAAGAGCUGGAUAGCGUCGUCGAGAGCGUUGUGAAUGUGGUUCCAGAGGAUCUUGAGAGCGGUAUGGCGGAGAGCGUACAAGAGGUUGGAGUGGUCAAGCCCAAGCUUGCCCACAUUCAGACUCUGGAAGAUAUGGAGGACUUAGUGAAGCGGCCAAAGUGA
Fonsecaea nubica is the source of this 1263-nucleotide messenger RNA. RefSeq lists its product as hypothetical. Bases 1 to 1263 code for a protein of 420 amino acids. The transcript has a single exon. The record is from RefSeq and is a predicted model, not a curated record. Lineage: Eukaryota; Fungi; Ascomycota; Eurotiomycetes; Chaetothyriales; Herpotrichiellaceae.